Molecule: messenger RNA, 3277 nt
Organism: Liolophura sinensis
Lineage: Eukaryota; Metazoa; Mollusca; Polyplacophora; Chitonida; Chitonidae
Product: mucin-2-like
Exons: 5
Coding region: 281-1849 (522 amino acids)
Source: RefSeq, a predicted model, not a curated record
UCAGUCUGGCUCACUGGAGGAAGGGUAUAACCUCUAUAGAUUACAGAUUUUAUCCAGGAAAAUAUUUGUGUUUACACUUGGACAGAGUUUACAAAGCUCACAGCUCCUUGUGCACAGCUUUACACCGUCCAUAUACAACUGAACUACAGCCUCGUAGACUUGUACAUCUGUAUACGGUGAUGGCAGCGAUCUGGAUCCCCAGCUUACAAAGUAGCAGGAUGAUGUAGGCCUACGUUGACACAGUUACAGUGCUGUUGGUGAAUCUCACGUCUGCGACAGAAUGUCUAUCGGUACCAUCAGGCUGACCUGGACUUUGGCUUUACUGUCCAUGUUCCUUCACUACACGCGUGGUGCGGAUAUGUGUGCAGCACCACCCACCAUACACGUGGAUACCACAGUAUCCGCGAACACUCACUUACUGCUCCGCAUCACCAGCACCAGCGGGGAGGAUUGUUUGCAGUACUGCUGCGUCUACGAUGGUUGUUCGGUUGCACUCUUCUCCUCCGUGGAUAACAGGUGUGAUCUACUGACCUGUCCCUCGGACAACCUGUGUGUGGGAGCCCCUCAGCCGGCCACGACCUUAUAUUUGAUUUCAGACAACGUGCCGGACGUGCUUCUACACAAUCAGAUUCGUCAAUUGGAUUCAACAACAACAACAGGCGCAAAGACGCUGGCGCCAGAGACGUCGCCGGAAAGUUCCACGUCGUCUACGGCGACAAACGCAAAUACCGGCUCUGCAACAACGGUUGCAACAACAGAAGCAGUAGAAACAGAGACAGUAGCCACAGAGAAAGCAGCAACCGACACAGUAGCAGCAGAGGCAACAGCAACGGAAGCGGUAGCAACAGAGGCAGCAGCAACAGAAGUAGCAGCAACAACUGCCUUGCAAACCCCACCGCCCACCCAACUUAGCACGGACGCGACUCAGGUCACCCCAGAGGCAACAUCAACGAUUUCAAACUUAUCCUCCAAUACGCUUCAAACAGCUACUGCAAGUACCAGUUUGCCAGCUACAGAGACGGAGACGACAUUACGCGUCACAGAAUCUACGCCACCCAAUCAGACAAAAACGACAUCACUUGCUACUACCGAAGCUCUAAACGCCACGGACGCUGCAAGCGUAACGGAGUCACCGAGCGUAACGGAGUCACCGAGCGUAACGGAGUCACCAAGCGUCACAUCGUCAACUGAAGAAACCACUCCACACACAAAUGUAACCCCACCACCUUCGAAUUCCCCAACGACCGCGUCCCUUAAUGUCAGCCGUGGAACUGAUACAGUUUCAGGAACUACUACUCAGCAGCCAACAACCAAAAGGCAGACAAGUAUCACUGCCCUUACCUCCGCCCCGUCAUCAAAUGAUUCAUCUUCUACAGCAACAACUGUUACCCAUUCCGAUUCUCCAACAACUGUGAUCUCAACCGUGUCUCCACCGACCACCUCGACGACGGCAGGCACUACGACGUCCUCCGGGUCUGAGGCAACAGUUACUCCUGGAAACAACGGGACGUCUUACACAACGGGCAGUCAGACUACCGACACGACGUCAUCCGGGACGACGGGAACAACAACAGCAGUGGUGCCAGCAACGGAUUCAGCGGAAUCCACAGAAUCGACCAUUUCCGUGAGCGCUGGGAGCACUCCUCUGAUAAGUGCCAACGAUUCCUUGGCCGAUAUUGCCAUCGAGGCGAAUGAUAAGGCGAUGUCUGCCGCGCUCAUUGCUGCCCUCUCCUUCGGAAUCCUAUUCUUUGCUGCUGUGAUAGUGUUGCUAAGCAAACGCCUAUAUGACGGCUGGCAAAGGCGGCAUUACUCCCGCGUAGACUACCUGGUCAACGGCAUGUACAACUAAAACUUCCAGCAGCGGCCAGUGAACUGUGGAUAGUGUGCUUUUAUUUUUAGGAGCCAUUUUUUAAAGGAUUUUACUUUCAAUAUCAUUCAUCAACCGGUGUGGUCAAUUAUAAAGCCGUGCAAUAUGACCAUACUUGUUGUGUUUUUGGUUUUGAAGUUUGAUAACCAUGUUGUAUAUUUCCCUUUUAAAAUACGCUGUUUAAAUUUUCUCUCAUAGUUCAAUUUACGUUCAUAACAUUUUGGUGCAGCUUUAAAUGAGUUUAAACGAUUUAUCAAGUAUGAAGCCUAUAUAGGAAGUGUUGUAUCAGUGGUCUCUGAUUGUGAUACAUUUUAAACUUUGUAAAAGGUUUCUGACGAAUUGCAUAAGCUGACGUCACCACAACUUCCGGAUUACUUGUACACGAUUAUACCAGAACACUUACUCUUAAAUCAGUCAAGUCUGUCCUGUGGGUCAGGGCUAAAAAGUUGUCGAUAUAAAAUUUCACUGUGUUGGAACGUAUGUGUGGGUGGCAGGAUUACCACGACAGAAACAUGACAAGACUAAUUGAAAGAGCGAGUCUCUACAGGGUCAGAAUAUGCCAAUGACCAGGAUUAAUUAAGGCUGUAUAUAGCGCAGGAGGAACACAGAAUAAGUUAAUCAGUUUAAGCGAGCACCUUGCAAUUCUCCUGCGAGUAUCUAACCUAAUUACGCAGUCUCCAUCGCGAGUUGAAUGCCAGUUAGCUUGAGAAUUAAGUGAGCAAUAAGCGGGGUUAUGUUGAACUAUGAUUUAAUUGUUUAUAGUUGAUGAAGUCGUCGUUAUUUAGGUGGUCACGGGUGGGCGGGGGUCAUCGCAUAGAGGUAAGCGGUUAGUAGGCCAAGUGUGUAGUGGUCAUGCAUGUAUGAAUGGGCUACAGACACGCUGUCCAGAUACUUCUCUUUGUCAAAGCAGCUAUUUACAGAUGUAGUGUAGUGCUGUUUAACAGUUAUUUGACUGAGAUAUACAUAAUUGACGGAGUUCUUGAUUCCAGAGAAUCACAAAGUUUUCUUUCUGAAUAAAACAUUGACAUAUGUAUUUUACCGCAAUGCGGAUUGUAUUAACUGAUCUUAAUAUCUGGACAUAUGCAAGCUAACAUUGUAAUCCAGAUAUGCAAAUAAUGCCAAUUGAACUCCGCAUUGUUUUUAGUACGUAUAUAGGGUUUUGAGCGUCACUUACCUAUGCAAGAAUGUGAUUCUGUUUUGUAUAUAAUUAAGGAUUAACGGAGGUUAAUAUUUAGUGCACCUUUAUGGAUGAUUAUGUUGACACAUAGCUUGCCUAUGUUUCGUUUCUAGCAAAUCUAAAUUUAUUCAACAUCGCACAAAUAUUGGUAGGCCUAGUACAUGCUAUUUGAAGGUAUUCAUCAAUGGUUGUUUUCCGGCGACUAAUCGGUCAUUGUAAAUGUGUAAAAUAAA